This is a messenger RNA of Malaclemys terrapin pileata, 2303 nucleotides long. RefSeq names its product glucagon receptor (gene GCGR). The record is from RefSeq and is a predicted model, not a curated record. Gene Ontology annotation, cellular component: plasma membrane. The transcript is spliced from 14 exons. Gene Ontology annotation, biological process: cell surface receptor signaling pathway; adenylate cyclase-activating G protein-coupled receptor signaling pathway. Lineage: Eukaryota; Metazoa; Chordata; Testudines; Emydidae. Gene Ontology annotation, molecular function: peptide hormone binding; glucagon receptor activity. Bases 222 to 1700 code for a protein of 492 amino acids.
AAAGUUUUCCGCGGAGCUGCAGAGCCAGCGAGGCGGAUCGCGGCUGGGCUCCAGCCCGGGCACCCGGAGCCGCUCCUGGAAGAUGCGCCCUGGAGCCGCGCCCCACGAGGGUUUCCUGUGAGCCGGGCCAGGAGCAGAGGGAGCAGCCGGGCCUAGGCCGUUCUGUAGGCAGCAGGUUGCUUCAGGCCAUUCCCGAUGCGGUUUUGCAGCCCUACAGAGGGAUGUCCCAGCCGCGCCUGCUCAGCCUGCUGUUGGCGCUGGUCUUCUACUGCCAGGGACAUUCAGCCCAGAUCAUGGAUUUCCUCUUUGAGAGCUGGAAGGCCUACAGUGAGGAGUGUCACCAGAACAUGAGCCUGCAGCCCCCACCCACAGAGCUGGUCUGUAACCGAACCUUCGACAAGUUCUCCUGCUGGCCUGACACGCUGCCCAACACCACAGUCAACGUCUCCUGCCCCUGGUUCCUGCCCUGGCACCGGAAAGUGAAGCACAGAUAUGUCUUCAAGAAGUGUGGGCCGGACGGGGAGUGGGUAAAGCGCCCCAGUGGGCAGCCCUGGCGGGACAGCACGGAGUGUGAGAUGGACGCCGAAGACCUCGAAGCCCAGGAUCAAUUUGCCAAAACCUACGGCAGCUUUAAGAUCAUGUACACGGUGGGCUACUCCGUGUCCCUGGGCACCCUGCUCCUCGCCCUGGCCAUCCUGCUGGGCUUCAGCAAACUGCACUGCAUGCGGAAUUACAUCCACAUGAACCUCUUCGCCUCCUUCGUCCUGAAGGGGGUCUCGGUGCUGGUGAUCGACGCCCUGCUCAAGACCCGCUACAAUGAGAAGAUUGACGACUACAACGUGGGCAUCUGGCUCAGCGAUGAGGCCGCUGCCGGCUGUCGAGCAGCCACCGUCUUUAUGCAGUAUGGCAUCGUGGCCAACUACUGCUGGCUGCUGGUGGAAGGAAUCUACCUCCACAACCUGCUGGUGCUCGCUGUCUUCUCCGAGCGGAGCUACUUCACCCUCUACCUGUGCAUCGGCUGGGGGGCCCCCAUCUUGUUCCUCAUCCCCUGGGUGGUUGUGAAAUUUUUAUAUGAAAACAUUCAGUGCUGGAGCACCAACAACAACAUGGGCUUCUGGUGGAUCCCCCGCUUCCCUGUGUUCCUGGCCAUCCUGAUCAACUUCUUCAUUUUCAUCCGCAUCAUCCAGAUCCUGGUCUCCAAGCUCCGUGCCCACCAGAUGCGCUACACAGAUUACAAAUUCCGGCUGGCGAAGUCCACGCUGACGCUGAUCCCACUGCUGGGCAUCCACGAGGUGGUGUUUGCCUUCGUCACAGACGAGCAUGCCCAGGGUACCCUGCGCUACGUCAAGCUCUUCUUCGACCUCUUCCUGAGCUCCUUCCAGGGGAUGCUGGUGGCCAUUCUCUACUGCUUUGUCAACAAGGAGGUGCAGUCGGAGCUGCUGAAGAAGUGGCAGCGCUGGAAGCUGGGCAAGGACCUGGAGGAGGAGUACAAGCACACGUACAGCCAGACCCCCAAUGCCCGCAACGGGGGCAGCAGUACUUGUGAGAAGCACAGGCUGGUGGGCAGCUGCAUGACUGGGCUGGGGCGGAGUCAGCCCACGGCGCACACCAGCACCCACUACCUCGAGAAGACGGGCUGCAGCACCAACGAGAGGCACCAGUGCUACGAGUUCCCCGAAACGGCCGCCAGCAACUUCUGAGCCCCCCGCACCCUCCGGAACGCAGCCAGGGCGCCGGGCCCACGCACGUCCGCGGGCAGGCUCUGCUGGGCGGGGAGAGGGAGCCAAGGGCUCAGGCAGCGGGCUUGCAGGGACAUAAAGCGAGAGCCUGUGUCUUUCAGCCCUUCCUGGGCUGUCCGGGGAUCGGGGUGUAUACCAGGCUGCCAGGGCCUGACGACAGGCAUGCUGAGAAUGGAGCAUGCCCUGCUGCCCCGUCCAUCCUUUGGAGGCACGUGCCAGGUGGGCACAUGAUGGUGUCUGUGCACAAGGCCUGCACCCCAGCACAAGUCCACAUGGAGGGCAGAGCACCCUGUGCCAGCCUGGCGGGGUGUAGGGAGCCUGGGGACAGUGCCCGCUGGAGCGUGGGGGCAGGGUGUCUGUCUGCUGGGCCAUGUGUAUAGCUGCUUCCGGCGCUUGCUCCUGCCGCCCGCCAGCUCCUGGGCCCGAGGUUAAUUUAUCUCUGCAGUUGCUAUGUAAAUAGGCAUGGGGUCCACGGGGCAGGCUCUGUCUGCGUCUGUCUGUGUGUGGCACGGCGCAUCACUCCGGAGGAUGUGGGCACCAAUAAACCCUGGGGUGUGUCUCAUA